UGCGUCGAGUUGGAAAAAUUUUGUUCGCUAUGUUCAGUCAAGUCUCGAAAUAAAUAAAUGUAACAUGGCUGAUAUCGAAGGACAUAAACAUCGAGAAACUAAUUUCCAAGAGGGAGAAGGUAAAUAAUGUUAAAAUAUUAUUGAAUAGGGUGCGUGCGUUGUUAGUGCGUUGCGCGGACAGCUGUGGUCUGCCCGUUACCGCGGUCCCGCCAGUCAUCCUCGUGUUGCCUUUGUGACAUUGAAACUGGGUUCUUUUUAUAAUUGCUGCUUGGAUUACGGUGCUGGUCUGCCAGGAUUGAAGUGUGCUAUUCGCCUCACAACUUGAGUGAUAACUUUUGUGUCGGAUCAUCUCAAAAAUGACCGGGGGCGCAGACAGGAGUUUGGAAUCAGGCCAUGAGGUUGUCGGAAAGCUGAAUUUGCGGCUUCGCUAUAAAGCUGCGCCACCGGUAACAGAGAAGCCGGCGCCGGCGCCCCGCGCGGGCCACCGCGGCGUGCAGGUGGUGAACACGGGGCCUGACCACACGUUCUUGCUGGACGAGGAUGCGCUGAGCGCGCUGCUGCUGCGCGAGGACGUGCGGGACCGCGCCGUCGUGGUGCUGUCCGUCGCGGGCGCCUUCCGCAAGGGCAAGUCCUUCCUGCUCGACUUCUUCCUCAGAUAUAUGCACCACAAGUAUGGUGCCGGCGGCGGUGGAGGCGACUGGCUGGGAGGCGAUGACGAGCCACUGCAGGGGUUCAGCUGGCGCGGCGGCUCCGAGCGCGACACCACCGGCAUACUCAUGUGGUCCGAGAUAUUUAAGGCCACCCUCGACAACGGAGAGAAGGUGGCUAUAAUCCUGCUGGACACGCAGGGCGCGUUCGACAGCGAGUCGACGGUGCGCGACUGCGCCACCGUGUUCGCCCUGUCCACCAUGCUCUCCUCCGUGCAGAUAUACAACCUCUCGCAGAAUAUACAGGAGGACGACCUGCAGCACUUGCAGCUGUUCACUGAGUACGGGCGGCUGGCGCUGGAGGACAGCGGCCGCACGCCGUUCCAGCGGCUGCAGUUCCUGGUGCGCGACUGGAGCUUCCCGUACGAGGCGCCGUACGGAGCCACCGGCGGCCAGACCAUCCUGCAGCGCCGGCUCAAGCUGUCGGACAAGCAGCACCCGGAGCUGCAGUCGCUGCGCAAGCACAUCACGUCGUGCUUCUCCGAGAUCGCGUGCUUCCUGAUGCCGCAUCCCGGCCUCAAGGUCGCCACCAACCCGCACUUCGAUGGUAGACUCGCAGACAUCGAAGUGGAGUUCAAGCGGUCGCUGCAGCAGCUAGUGCCGAUGCUGCUGGCGCCGCAGAACCUGGUGCCCAAGCUGAUCAACGGGCAGAAGGUGAAGGCCAAGGACCUGGUGCAGUACUUCAAGUCCUACAUGAACAUAUACAAGGGCAACGAGCUGCCCGAGCCCAAGAGUAUGCUUGUGGCCACAGCGGAGGCGAAUAACUUGACGGCGGUGGCGGAGGCGAAGGAGGUGUACACGACGCUGAUGGAGGAGGUGUGCGGCGGCGCGAAGCCGUACCUGCAGGGCCAGCUGCUGGAGGCCGAGCACGCGCGAGUCCGCGACAAGGCGCUGCACGCCUUCCACGCCAAGCGCAAGAUGGGCGGCGACGAGUUCAGCCAGGCCUACUGCGACCAGCUCACACAGGACCUGGAGGAGACGUACCAGCAGUUCCGCGCGCACAACGAGAGCAAGAACAUCUUCAAGGCGGCACGCACGCCUUCCGUAUUCUUCGCGAUCGCGCUGUUCUUCUACGUGGGCAGCGGCGUGUUCGGCCUCGUCGGCCUCUACCCGCUCGCCAACCUCUGCAACCUCGUCAUGGGACUGGCGCUGCUCACGCUCGUCCUCUGGGCGUACAUCAGGUACAGCGGCGAAAUGCGUGAAGUGGGUGUCACUAUAGACGACACCGCCAACAUGUUAUGGGAUAAUAUAAUGAAGCCGAUGUACCAGACGUGCCUGGAGAAGGGCAUGGAGCACGCGGCAGCCGCGGCCGCCGAGCGGGCGCUGGGCCCGUCCACGCCCACGCACAACGGCAAGCACAAGCAGUUGUGAUGCCGCCGCCGGCCUCGGCCGCGCACUGGCGGCCAGCCGACCAUCCGCACUCUACAAGCGUGUGAAGCUUGGGGCGAGACGAGCCCGCGUCUCGUGUCGCCGACCCGUCGACGAAGGUUCGAUCGAUAUAGUGGGUAGUAGCAGUGAGUCGUGUGCGUGGUACUGUGACCGUUUGGACGUGUGCACUUGGUGUUUAGUGAUCGAUGAGAAUGGACUAGAAUGGUGGGGGAACGAGGCGUUUGAUUAGUGGUUGUUUGUACAGUUGAUAGUGAAUUUUUUAAUUUAGUCGUAGUUUAAUAGAAUUAAUAUUGUUGUGUUAAUUUGUUAUCAAUUUACGAGGGCGGUGGAUUUGUGUUCAAACUACUCUUCUGCUCUGCUAAGAAGGAAAAGCAUAAGUCACUAGUUUUGUUGAAUUCAGUUGCUAAUAAUAUUCCCAAACGCAGGUGCAGUACGAGAUUUUUCUGUAUUGUAAUCUUUACAAUAUUGAGUAUAAAUAACGAUUCAUAUAAAGUAUAUAAGUGCAUCAUGUUUUAUCAACUUUUUAACAAUGAAAUUUUACAUUUUAUGUCAAAACUAGCACAUCAUGAUUCGUGCUUUUCCAUCUCAAGAGGUCAGCACUAAGGCGGUCCCAGGCUUAUGUUUAGAUAUUUGUAAAUAUGCCCAAAGACUAUGUGGGAAUAGCUUUACAAAUAUUUAUAUGAACUUCUUCAUAUUUCAAUUAAUACCUUAGGGUUUUUAGUCUAUGUCAAGGUAUAUAUGUAUACAUACAUACAAUUGUUUAGAAAGCAGCUGUUUUCAAAUAGUUUAGGGAGUUUGGGAUCACAUUAACACUAUAUAAUUUGCCAAUAACAGAUUGGUUAUCUUAACUCGGUCCGCGGGUCAAGUUUAUGACAAUAUAAUGUACAAACAAACAGAUUAACACAACAGACUUUUAUUGGAUAAAAUCAAAAUUGUGGUGGAUUGAAAUAUUAAUUGUGAAAAGAGAAAUUUGGAUGUAAUGUUAAAUAGGAUUUACAAUAAACUUUAGUAACAGUAGAAAUUAAAUAUAGGUGGCACAAUUUUUUCGAAUCAUAUCCCUUUUGUAGAUCAAAAUAUUGUGGCUCCAGUCCCACACACACUUGUUAUAUUGCACAGACAAUGUACUUAAACGUAGUCUAUUUUAACUUGUACAUCAAAUUUUAAAAUUGCAUUUAAGCUACAUUAACAUUACAAAGUUAGUUGUAGAAAAUUAAUACCAUGAAAUAAUUCUACCAUUUAUUUCUACAAUUUAGUAGAUUUCUAGUUUUGUAAUGCAUGCAGUGUGAUAUCGUGGGUCAAAACCAAUAAUUUAGUAAUGUUAAUUUGGCUUAAGAACAUUGAUUGUAACUUUUUGCCACUUUAUGUUCUGGUUCUUAUAGUGACAGGGUUUAAAAAUAUUCUCUGUUGAUAUAAAACUUGGUAAUUUUGAUAAAACUGGUGGUAACCCAUAGGUUGACAGUGGCAACAAAAGAUAUCAAUUUAUACUUAGCAAAAAAAAAUGGUCUGAAGAACCAAUUUGAAGUAUAACUACCUCAAAACCAACUUUUCAAAUAAAUGUACAUAUUUAUUUAUUUAUUUAUUCUUUAUUGCACAGUAAAAUUUUGUACAAAUGGCGAGCUUAAUGCCAUAUGGCAUUCUCUACCAGCUAACCAUUGGGUAAAAAUAGAAAGCGUAUGAAGGGCUCUCUCUUUUUACUUACUUUCUUUUUAUUCAUUUUACAUAUUGAUGGCAUUAUAAAGUGUAUAUAUAUGUUUUUAUGACGGAAAGUUACAAUCAAAGUUUUUAAUAACUCUAUUUUGUAAAUAGUUUUUACUCGACUGGACAUAUCCAAAUUUUUACCAGCAUUGUGUGUGCCAAUUUUUUUUUUUUGUUUAUAAGGUAUUUGGUCUUUUGCAUCGUGGGAACAUAAUUACGUUUGUUGGUCUUUCAGAGUUUAUUAAUGUUUUCUAGAUACAAACAUGGAUACUCCGUUUGUUUUAAUCUAUUUUUUUUUUUUCUCUUAAAUGGCUCCUCUUGCCAUAAAUAUACAAAUCUAAGUGUGGUGAUGAUGUAUGAUUCACAAAUUAUGUUAUUGUGGUUGUGUGACAGCUUUCUAUUUUUUUUUUGUCUUUAUUUAUAUACAUGUAUGUAUAGCUUUGUAUGUGGGGAUCUAUUUGUAAUAUAAAAACACAUUCAGUUAAACUACUCUGUGCUGUAAGUCUUUAAGUGCACCAAUUGUCGGUUAGGUUACAGACUUAUAACACUGUCAUAUAAAUAUACAAUUGUUAUUCGUACCAUUUUCAUGUAUAGAUUUUGUCUACGAUAACAUAGCACUCCCCGCCACAAUCCAAAGAAAUAAAAAAUGUGUGAGUAGAUAUAUUUCUAAGGUUUCGGCCAAGGAGUAUAAUGCUCCUAUGGCCAGAUCAAUACUGAAGACGUUUCCUCACAAACACAACACACGUUGAAGUAAAUAGUUGAAGGGGCAUGCCAUGUUAAUCAAUCUAUACACUUAUAGCUGCAGAUGUUGGAUUCCAUUACAUCAUAGCAAGAAUGGUAACUCAUGAAUGGAAUCAUGUAUUAAAUGUGAUCCGCGCUCAUGAAUGAGAGCUCUUAUCGAGUGCUCAAUUAGUGGGACAUCCCUGAUUUUAAUACGUUAGCAACACCGAUACACUUACUAACGAAUUUAGUCAUUUAAAAAUAAAAUAGACAAAAAGUAAUAAUAUGCAAUAAUAUAUAAUUAAAGAAUACAAAAAAUUGUUAAUUAAUAAAUUAGAUAAAAAGACAUGGCAAGAUUUAUUACCACUUGUGCCAAAUACAGAUAUAAAUAGAUUAUAUGACAGUGUAACAGUAAUAGAGAUUCUAUUAUUACAAUGUAACCACUAUUGAAAUUUUCAUAGAGUCCCUCAGAUAUAUAUAUAUAUAUAUAUAUAUAUAUAUAUAUAUAUAUAUAUAUAUAUAUAUAUAUAUAUAUAUAUAUAUAUAUACUCCCCCGUUUUAUUUGCUCAACAUACUUAUAGUCGUAUUGUAACAUUACAAUGUUUUAUUAUACAAAGGAGCUGCCAAAAAUAUCAUUGAAAUAAGUUUCAAGAAUUUACAUGUAACUUUUAUACAUCGUGUUUGGGGAACGCUUCAAAGAUCGAGACUCGACCACUUUAUCUUUUGUAUAUAAAAUAAAAAAAAAAGCUUUCGUCUUGUACGUAAUAAAAUAACAUUUAUUAGAUUUUAAAAUUAAUGAAAAGAAAGCAAAAUAGUAAUAAUGUAGAAGGUGAUCGUUAUCUUUGACGUGUUCUCGAAUAUCUGUCACUGUUUGCGAUACUGUGAUGGGCAUAUCAAGCCGUGAUUUUUGUAGUAUACUUACAAAUCAGAAAUCAUUUUACAAAUAACGUUCAAAUCAUACAGCCAUACAAUGUCUAUCGCUCCAUCUGUAUGAACUGUAUGAAAUUAUUCUUGAUAUUUUUUAACAAUCAACAGUGAUCAAUAAUAAUCGAUUGUAUUUAUUUUUUUUUUUUUUAGCUCCUAAUCUAGUCGAGCAUUCUGAACGGUAUAUAAAAAGUAACUCAGUCGCUCACAGACAAAACUGACAAUGGUAGUUUUCUGAGAAUUGUUAUACCAUACAAUUCAAAUUGCAAAUUAAGUUAAAAUUAAGUUUUAUUCUAUUUACUAACAACUAUAUAAUAAACUUUGUAAAUUUUCAGUUAUCUUCUAUUUGUACAAAACAGAUCAGAUUGUCAUUUUUUUAAAUUCUUUCAAUAAAAUUUCAUCAUAACAUACUCCUAACACCAAAAACAUACACUUGUACAUAAAACUUAUGUAAAUAAAAGCCAGAAGUGCCUAACUUCCAUAAUAUCAAUAAAUUUAUGACCAUAGAGUAAUAAAUGUAUAUUGUAAACACUCUCUUGUGCCAAAAUUACACUUUACAUUCGUUCUUCCAAACUUUGGCUUUUUUUGGUUUACGAUUUUGAGCUAGUCAAUUGUGUGACUGCUUAACAAAUAACAAAUAUACCAAGUCGUUUUUUUUUUUUUUAUAAAAAAUAGAGAGUAUGUCAAAUUGUAAUGUUAGUUGCGUAUGAUCCGAUUUUUUUUCUUACUCGGAAUAUUUAAUAAUUAAUCUAGGUAUGUAUUCCUUUUUUAACAAAGUUAAUCCUUUAAAAAUAGGGCUUAUAAAAAUCUACUAUAAUAUAUAAUCAAUUGACACAGUCUUUUAUUUAUUUUGUGCAAUGUUUUUAGUAAAAAUAAUGCCUCGAUUGCUUACUAUAUAAACUGAGUAAGAGAAAAUAGGGUGUAAUUGUUUUAUUUGUAAUUAUUAACAUAUUUUUUUUAUAUAUAAAAAUAAUUGUGUACAGUAGACUAAAUGAUCGUGUUAACAAACCUGUUUUACGCCUCUCUACUUAUAAACGUUGUUCUGGAUGGUGUCUAUGUUUUAUUUUUUAAUGUAAAAAAUAAAUAUGAUACAAGACAACCGGAGACAAACAUUGUAUUCUUACUACUACCCUAUUUCGACAAUAAAAUAUUAUUUUUUAAAAUUG
This is a messenger RNA of Galleria mellonella (greater wax moth), 6601 nucleotides long. RefSeq names its product atlastin (gene atl). Gene Ontology annotation, molecular function: GTPase activity; GTP binding. The coding region runs from base 357 to 2078 and encodes 573 amino acids. Gene Ontology annotation, biological process: protein homooligomerization; endoplasmic reticulum organization. The transcript has 12 exons. Lineage: Eukaryota; Metazoa; Arthropoda; Insecta; Lepidoptera; Pyralidae. The record is from RefSeq and is a predicted model, not a curated record.